AUGUCGAUCGUUUGUGAAAAAGUUGAAAAGACGGAAAAGUCUAAAAAGGCUGCAUACGUCGGUGUUAACGAUUUCAUUACUGUGCAACGAACUGAACGACCUAAGGAUAUACCCAUUGCUGAGAAAUGGUGCAUGGAACCAUGCUUUUUGCCUGUUUAUUACCAAGAUAUGGCGGAGAAGAUUGAAAACUUUGUUGUUCGUCCUGAUGAUGUUUGGGUUAUUACCUAUCCUAAAUGUGGAACAACAUGGACGCAGGAGAUGGUAUGGCAGAUAUGCAACAAUUUGGAUUAUGAGGGUGGAAAGGAAAAGCUAUCAAUACGUUUUCCGUAUUUGGAGAUUGGUUGCUUGAUGUCGCGUGAGAUACCAGAUAUGGAUGAAAUUACUCGGCUGAAUAAUAUGCCAUCGCCAAGAUACAUCAAAAGUCAUCUACCAGCUCAUCUACUACCUCCGCAAAUUUGGACUGUGAAGCCAAAAAUUGUCUAUGUUGCACGAAAUUGCAAGGAUACGGCAAUAUCUUGGUAUCAUCACUACGUCAAUUUCCAGCACUACAAACAAUCAUUUUCCGACUUCAUGGAAGCCUUUUUAAAUGACAUGAUUGAUUUUUCACCCUAUCACUCCCACAUAAUUGACUUUUGGAAUAUGAGACAUGAGGAAAAUAUCCUCUUUCUCACAUUUGAAGAGAUGAAAUUCAACCAUCCAGCUGUAAUUGAGAGAACUGCUGCAUUUUUCAGGAAAACCUACUCUAAGGAACAAAUUGAUGUCCUUGCGGAUCAUUUGUCAUUUGCUAAAUUUUCCAAAAAUACCUCAUGCAAUAUGGAGUUUAUCCUAAAGAUGGUUGAAGAUUCGCUUAAUGUGAAAAUGGUUGACCCGAAUUUCCGGAUCACGCGCAAAGGGGCUGUAGGAUCGCACAAGGAGGAAAUGACACCGGAACUAAUUGCCAAAUUCAACGAUUGGACCGAUAGUGAGAUGAAAAAGUGGCAUUGUGAUCCAGAACUCCGGAAAGUAUUCAUUCUCUAA
This is a messenger RNA of Lutzomyia longipalpis, 1017 nucleotides long. RefSeq names its product luciferin sulfotransferase-like. The transcript is spliced from 2 exons. Gene Ontology annotation, cellular component: cytoplasm. The record is from RefSeq and is a predicted model, not a curated record. Gene Ontology annotation, molecular function: sulfotransferase activity. Lineage: Eukaryota; Metazoa; Arthropoda; Insecta; Diptera; Psychodidae. The coding region runs from base 1 to 1017 and encodes 338 amino acids. Gene Ontology annotation, biological process: sulfation.